AUUCCAUAAUUCACCCAAUCCCGCCAAUCGAAUCUAGAAUCUUCCUGUAUAUAAACCCUUGGUUUCCCUCCAUUGCUAUUUCCCACCAUUUCUCUGAGAAAAUUGAAAUCAAACCCUAACCCUAUAGGCGAUACUUUCCGAAGUAGAAGAUGUUGGAACUCCGUCUCGUUCAAGGUUCGCUUCUGAAGAAGGUGUUGGAGGCGAUCAAAGAUCUAGUCAACGAUGCUAACUUCGAUUGUUCAGCCAGUGGGUUCUCGCUCCAGGCCAUGGAUUCCAGCCAUGUCGCCCUCGUUGCUUUGCUCCUCAGGUCGGAGGGCUUUGAGCACUAUCGUUGCGACCGCAACCUCUCCAUGGGCAUGAACCUCAACAACAUGUCUAAGAUGCUAAAAUGCGCCGGCAACGAUGACAUCAUCACCAUUAAGGCCGAUGAUGGAAGUGAUACUGUCACAUUUAUGUUUGAAAGUCCAACACAGGAUAAGAUUUCUGAUUUUGAGAUGAAGCUGAUGGACAUUGACAGCGAACACCUUGGAAUUCCCGAGGCUGAAUAUCAUGCAAUUGUUCGGAUGCCUUCAGCAGAGUUUGCUAGGAUUUGCAAGGAUCUAAGCAGUAUCGGUGAUACAGUUGUAAUUUCGGUUACUAAAGAAGGAGUAAAGUUUUCCACCAGGGGAGACAUUGGAACUGCAAAUAUAGUAUGUAGGCAGAACACUACCGUGGACAAGCCUGAGGAAGCGACUGUUAUAGAGAUGAAUGAGCCUGUAUCGUUGACAUUUGCUCUAAGGUACAUGAACUCAUUUACAAAGGCGACCCCAUUGUCUAACACAGUGACUAUCAGCCUGUCAAAUGAUUUGCCAGUUGUGGUUGAGUACAAGAUUGCUGAGAUGGGUUAUGUCCGUUUCUAUUUGGCCCCUAAGAUAGAAGAGGACGAAGAAGAGACCAAGCCUGAAGCUUAGAUUUUGAUUUGGUUUGUGAGAUCUUUAAUUGUUUUAGGAAUUAAUGUAUUGUACACUUGUGGGCUGGAAGAGUAGUUAAAAUUUCAUAUAUGGAGCAUUCUUCCUUUCCCACCUCUUGGUUUCUGUGUAUCAGACCACUUUAAACAGGGAAUCUGUUCUUUUCAUACUUAAAUUCAAAGUGGCUCCUGUUUUGUAGCAA
Neltuma alba is the source of this 1149-nucleotide messenger RNA. Its product is annotated as proliferating cell nuclear antigen. NCBI's taxonomy places the organism in Eukaryota, Viridiplantae, Streptophyta, Magnoliopsida, Fabales, Fabaceae. The record is from RefSeq and is a predicted model, not a curated record. Gene Ontology annotation, cellular component: PCNA complex. The coding region runs from base 150 to 950 and encodes 266 amino acids. Gene Ontology annotation, molecular function: DNA polymerase processivity factor activity; DNA binding. Gene Ontology annotation, biological process: leading strand elongation; regulation of DNA replication; mismatch repair. The transcript has 4 exons.